Messenger RNA from Psammomys obesus (fat sand rat), 7830 nucleotides. It is a transcript of the gene Rock2, whose product is annotated as Rho associated coiled-coil containing protein kinase 2. Lineage: Eukaryota; Metazoa; Chordata; Mammalia; Rodentia; Muridae. The transcript is spliced from 33 exons. Gene Ontology annotation, molecular function: small GTPase binding; Rho-dependent protein serine/threonine kinase activity; ATP binding. The record is from RefSeq and is a predicted model, not a curated record. Bases 332 to 4498 code for a protein of 1388 amino acids. Gene Ontology annotation, cellular component: cytoplasm; centrosome; cytoskeleton. Gene Ontology annotation, biological process: Rho protein signal transduction; smooth muscle contraction; regulation of actin cytoskeleton organization.
GCGGCCGGGAAGGGCCGCGGCGCGGACUGCGUGCGAGGGGAGCGGGCUUGUGGGCGCGCGAGGCAGCCGGCGGCGACAUGCGGGCGGACGGGCGGCGGCCCUAGCGGCCUGAGCCCCGAGGGCGGGGCGGUGCGGCGCGGGCGCCCCUUCCCCGCUCCCGCCCGCGGGGUCCUGGCGAGCUCGCUACGGGCCGGGCGGCGCGCGUGCGGCUGAGGGGCGGGGACGCCGUGUGCCUCGCUGCACCCGGCCGGGCCGGGCGGCUCCUCAGACAGCGGCGCGCGGCGGGCCCGGGCAGAGGUUCCGCGGGCGGCGCUAGGCCGGGCGAAGCGGCAUGAGCCGGCCCCCACCGACGGGGAAAAUGCCCAGCGCCCCCGAGGCCGCGCCGGGGGACGGGGCGGGCGCGGGCCGCCAGAGGAAGCUGGAGGCGCUCAUCCGAGACCCUCGCUCGCCCAUCAACGUGGAGAGCUUGCUGGAUGGCUUAAAUUCCUUGGUUCUUGAUUUGGAUUUUCCAGCUUUGAGGAAAAAUAAAAAUAUAGAUAAUUUCUUAAAUAGAUAUGAGAAAAUUGUGAAAAAAAUCAGAGGUUUACAGAUGAAAGCAGAAGACUAUGAUGUCGUGAAAGUUAUUGGGAGAGGUGCUUUUGGUGAAGUUCAGUUGGUUCGUCAUAAGGCAUCCCAGAAGGUUUAUGCAAUGAAGCUUCUUAGUAAGUUUGAAAUGAUAAAAAGAUCAGAUUCUGCUUUUUUCUGGGAAGAAAGAGAUAUUAUGGCCUUUGCCAAUAGUCCCUGGGUGGUUCAGCUCUUUUGUGCCUUUCAAGAUGACAGGUACCUGUACAUGGUGAUGGAGUACAUGCCAGGUGGAGACCUUGUGAACCUUAUGAGUAAUUAUGAUGUGCCUGAAAAAUGGGCCAAGUUUUACACUGCUGAGGUAGUGCUUGCACUGGAUGCAAUACACUCCAUGGGCUUAAUACACAGAGACGUGAAGCCUGAUAACAUGCUCUUGGAUAAACAUGGACACCUAAAAUUAGCAGAUUUUGGCACGUGUAUGAAAAUGGAUGAAACAGGCAUGGUGCAUUGUGAUACAGCAGUUGGAACUCCUGAUUACAUAUCACCUGAGGUUCUGAAGUCACAAGGAGGUGAUGGCUACUAUGGGCGAGAAUGUGAUUGGUGGUCUGUAGGUGUUUUCCUUUUUGAGAUGCUAGUGGGGGACACUCCAUUUUACGCAGAUUCACUUGUAGGAACCUACAGCAAAAUUAUGGAUCAUAAAAAUUCACUUUGUUUCCCUGAAGAUACAGAAAUUUCUAAACAUGCAAAGAAUCUUAUAUGUGCCUUCUUAACAGACAGGGAGGUACGACUUGGAAGAAAUGGGGUAGAAGAAAUCAAGCAGCAUCCUUUCUUUAAGAAUGACCAGUGGAAUUGGGAUAACAUAAGAGAGACGGCAGCUCCAGUGGUGCCUGAACUCAGCAGUGACAUAGACAGCAGCAACUUUGAUGACAUUGAGGAUGAUAAAGGCGAUGUAGAGACCUUCCCGAUCCCUAAAGCGUUUGUGGGAAAUCAGCUGCCUUUUAUAGGAUUUACCUACUUUAGAGAAAAUUUGUUAUUAAGUGACUCUCCAUCUUGUAGAGAAAAUGAUGCAAUACAAACAAGGAAAAGUGAAGAAAGUCAGGAGAUUCAGAAAAAAUUAUAUGCACUAGAAGAACACCUUAGCAGUGAGGUGCAAGCCAAGGAGGAGCUGGAACAGAAGUGCAAAUCUAUUAGUACUCGCCUAGAGAAAACAGCAAAGGAGCUAGAAGAAGAGAUUACCUUUAGAAAAAAUGUGGAAUCAGCCCUGAGACAGUUGGAAAGAGAAAAGGCCCUUCUUCAACAUAAAAAUGCAGAAUAUCAACGAAAAGCUGAUCAUGAAGCUGACAAGAAACGGAAUUUGGAAAAUGAUGUUAACAGCUUAAAAGAUCAACUUGAAGAUUUGAAGAAAAGGAACCAGAGCUCUCAGAUAUCCACUGAGAAGGUCAAUCAGCUCCAGAAACAACUGGAUGAAGUUAAUGCUUUGCUGAGAACAGAGUCUGAUACUGCAGCACGGUUAAGAAAAACCCAGGCAGAAAGUUCCAAACAGAUUCAACAGCUGGAAUCUAACAAUAGAGAUCUACAAGAUAAAAACUGCCUGCUUGAGACUGCCAAGUUAAAACUUGAAAAGGAAUUUAUCAAUCUUCAGUCAGCUCUAGAAUCUGAAAGAAGGGACCGGACCCAUGGAUCAGAGAUAAUUAAUGAUUUACAAGGUAGGAUAUCUGGGCUGGAGGAAGAUUUGAAGACUAGCAAAGCCUUACUGGCAAAAGUAGAGGUGGAGAAGAGACAGCUGCAGGAGCAGCUCACUGACUUAGAGAAGGAAAAGAGCAACAUGGAAAUAGAUAUGACGUAUCAACUGAAAGUAAUACAGCAGAGUUUAGAACAAGAAGAAGCUGAACACAAGACCACAAAAGCACGACUAGCAGAUAAAAAUAAGAUCUAUGAAACCAUUGAAGAAGCGAAAUCAGAAGCCAUGAAAGAAAUGGAGAAGAAGCUGUUGGAAGAAAGGACUUUAAAACAGAAAGUGGAAAACCUGCUCCUGGAGGCCGAGAAGAGAUGCUCGAUACUGGACUGUGACCUCAAGCAGUCUCAGCAGAAGCUAAACGAGCUACUGAAGCAGAAAGAUGUGUUAAAUGAGGAUGUUAGAAACUUGACAUUAAAAAUAGAGCAGGAAACUCAGAAGCGUUGUCUUAUGCAAAAUGACCUGAAGAUGCAGACCCAGCAAGUUAACACCCUAAAAAUGUCAGAAAAGCAGAUAAAACAAGAAAAUAAUCAUCUCAUGGAAAUGAAAAUGAACUUGGAAAAGCAAAAUGCUGAACUUCGAAAAGAGCGGCAGGAUGCAGACGGGCAGAUGAAGGAACUGCAAGACCAACUUGAAGCUGAGCAGUAUUUCUCAACCCUCUAUAAGACACAAGUUAGAGAACUUAAGGAAGAAAGUGAAGAGAAGACUAAACUUUGUAAAGAGUUGCAACAGAAGAAGCAGGAUUUACAGGAUGAAAGAGACUCCUUGGCUGCCCAGCUGGAGAUCACUCUAACCAAAGCAGAUUCUGAGCAGCUGGCUCGUUCCAUUGCUGAGGAACAAUACUCUGAUUUGGAAAAAGAGAAGAUCAUGAAAGAACUGGAGAUCAAAGAGAUGAUGGCUAGACACAAACAAGAACUUACUGAAAAGGAUGCUACAAUUGCUUCUCUUGAAGAAACAAAUAGGACACUAACUAGUGAUGUUGCAAAUCUUGCAAAUGAGAAAGAAGAAUUAAACAACAAGCUGAAAGAUACUCAAGAGCAACUGUCAAAGUUGAAAGAUGAAGAGAUCAGUGCAGCGGCUAUUAAAGCACAGUUUGAGAAACAGCUGUUGACUGAGAGAACUCUAAAGACUCAAGCUGUGAAUAAGUUGGCAGAGAUCAUGAAUCGAAAAGAACCUGUCAAGCGUGGUAGUGACACAGAUGUGCGAAGAAAAGAGAAGGAGAACAGAAAGCUACAUAUGGAGCUUAAGUCUGAGCGUGAAAAAUUGACACAACAGAUGAUCAAAUACCAGAAAGAACUGAAUGAAAUGCAGGCUCAAAUAGCUGAAGAGAGCCAAAUUCGAAUUGAACUCCAAAUGACCCUGGACAGUAAAGAUAGUGACAUUGAACAGCUGCGGUCACAGCUCCAGGCCUUGCAUAUUGGUAUGGACAGUUCCAGUAUAGGCAGUGGACCAGGGGAUGCUGAGCCUGACGAUGGAUUUCCAGAAUCAAGAUUAGAAGGAUGGUUGUCGUUACCUGUGCGGAACAACACUAAAAAGUUUGGAUGGGUUAAAAAGUAUGUGAUUGUGAGCAGCAAGAAGAUUCUUUUCUAUGACAGCGAACAAGAUAAAGAGCAAUCAAACCCUUACAUGGUUUUAGACAUAGACAAGCUGUUUCAUGUUCGACCUGUUACCCAGACAGAUGUAUACAGAGCAGAUGCUAAAGAAAUUCCAAGGAUAUUCCAGAUUCUGUAUGCCAAUGAAGGAGAAAGUAAGAAGGAACCAGAAUUUCCAGUGGAACCAGUGGGAGAAAAAUCUAAUUAUAUUUGCCACAAAGGACAUGAGUUUAUUCCUACUCUUUAUCACUUCCCAACCAACUGUGAAGCCUGUAUGAAGCCGCUGUGGCACAUGUUCAAGCCUCCCCCUGCUCUAGAGUGUCGUCGGUGCCACAUUAAAUGUCAUAAAGAUCACAUGGACAAAAAGGAAGAGAUAAUAGCACCUUGUAAAGUUUAUUAUGAUAUAUCAUCGGCAAAGAAUCUGUUGUUAUUAGCGAAUUCAACAGAAGAACAGCAGAAGUGGGUUAGUCGGUUGGUGAAAAAAAUACCUAAAAAGCCUCCAGCUCCAGACCCUUUUGCUCGAUCAUCUCCUAGAACCUCAAUGAAAAUACAACAAAACCAGUCCAUCCGGCGGCCCAGUCGACAGCUUGCUCCAAACAAACCAAGCUAACUGCCUUCUGUGAAAGCAGUUAUUGAAGAUGAUUAUAUUCAUCCAGCCACAAGACUGACAUAUGAUUUCUUAAAACAUAACUAAAAAGCUAUAUUUUACCAAGAGACUGAUCACACACAUACAUGCGCACGCACACACACAUGUGCGUGCUUUCUUCCCCCAUGAAAUAAUUACAAAUCAUGGAGAGCUUUUCUGGGCUGUUUUGAAACAAGUUGAACGAACAGUGAUUGGUGAGUAAAGGUGUCGUGCAACUCUUCCAGACGUGCUUCAUAAACCUCUUGGCAGUCACACUACAUUGUACAGAAUUGAGAAGAGUUUAAAGAAACCACAUGUCAGCUUCAACAGAGGGUUUUCACCAGCACAUUAGCCAGAAGAAUUUGGGAGUGGAUCCCACUAUAGUGAUGCUGACUGCAUCUCUAAGGAGUGACCAUGAUGUUGUGUUCAUGUAUGUAUGUACAUAUGAGUUGAGCCUAAUAUAUGUGUGUGUAUAUAGAUAUAGAUAUAUAUAUGAGGCUCAACUCAUAUAUACAUAUACACACACACACACACACACAUAUAUAUAUACACACACACAAAAACAUUGUAUUGUAAUACUGCAAGGUUUUUUUUAACUUACCAUUUUAUUUUUUAUACACAUUAAUCAGACAUCAUUCAGUUGCAACUAUGCACUUGUAUAAAGCCAUAAUGUUGGAGUUUAUAUCCUUCAUUCAUGUACCUGAUAGGAGAUGCAUGUUUGUGUAAACAGUAACUGUAACAAAGUUUGAAGUUAAUUAUUCCAGUUUCCUAAUGCUUAUGGUAGGCAACUUUACCCAUUUUGAAUGCCUUAAUUUAAUUUUCUUUCCCCCAAAUCUCAACCCUUUUCUAUAUUUAAGAAAAGAACAAGUUUACCAGCUCUUAAGAUGCAGCUUGCUUUGUGGGGAAAGUAGUGCACUAUUUUACAUAUAGUAGCUAUAUCAGUGUCAGCCUAUUUGAUGUGUAAUGGUUUUUAAUGUAUUUGGUCAUAGAAACAAUAAUGGAUUAUAUUGAAACUAAUGUGUGUGAUGUACAUCUGUUAUUUUUUUUUCAUCCCUUUUUACAGACUUCAGCUAGUAUGUGACUACAGAAUUUUGAAUUUGCUGGUUAUUCUAGAUGUGUUUUUAUUUAUGGUAAAGACAAUUUUUUUUUUCACAUUUUCAUUCAAGAUUCAGAAAUUGUCUCAAAUAUAAAGAAAACUAACAUGUACUGUAGAUAUAUUUUAAAUAUUUAAAUGUGUUCCUGAAACAAACAGCUGUGUAUGGCAGUAUUUCAACUUUGAUAUCUGGGAAGAGGCAGCCUCAGAAAUGGUUAGUUUGUUUUUUAUUAUUAUUAAAUGCUGCUGAGGUUAGAGAACAGGUAGGAGCUAUCCUGCUAUGCUGCUGGCCCAGGUAGGUGUGCUGAAGUGCACAGCAGUGGGCGACAGCAGGCUCUGUACAUAUGAGAAGUUCACUAUGGUAGUGAAAUGUUUGCCUGAUACUACAGUGAAGCCAGUAAACAUUUUUUAUUGCUUCCCUCUGGGGUCAGUAUAGAGAUUUUGUAAAAAGUUUGAUCCUUGUUAUAGAUGCUAUUGUGGAAAUAGUGGCCUUCGGCCUAUUGAUAUACUAAAUCCAAUUCUGUGACCUUCAGAUAGCCCAGUUGCAUCUUUCAUGCUGUCUCUGCAUGCCAUUUUCCUGGAAGUAGCUGUGCACUGCAGCUCUCGUUUGAUACCCAGCUUCCUUUCUUCCUUUCUUCCCUCCCUUUCUCCCUUUCUCUCUCUUCUUUCUUCCCUCUCUCCCUUCCUCCUUCAGAUUUAAAAAUGAAAAUAUAUAAAAUUUAUAUAGAAGAACUAUUUCCAUUCAUUAGAGUUGUUUAAAAGGAGACUGAUUUAAUAUUUUAUAUAAAGAUUUUGUUACACUAUGGAAGGUUCUAUCCUAUUCUGAAUUGGAGAGUAUAUAUAUAUAUAUAUAUUUUUAAAUAAACUUUAUUAAGGUGAAAUAAUGUCAAGUUUACACAUGAAUAAUUGAAGUAUUUGAGUAAAAAAAGUCAAAAGUUAAAUUUUGGAUGCUGUGUGUAUAUAUAUGUAUUAAGAGUUUGAAGAAUCAUGUUGUAAUGCAACUGUGCAAGGCAAUUGAUGUGAAGGAUUCAGGGGAAUAAAACAUUCUGAGGGGUGAAAAAUCUCUCCAUGGAGCUUCUUCACAUAUGGUUUAAUAAGGAUUUAUAAGGUCAUUUGUCCAGCUGACAGAAUUGCAUGUGAAAAAACACGUGACCUUAGGGAAGCAUUUGCUUUUCCUCUUGUCAUUUGCAUGUACCUGCCACCCCCCCCCAGUCCAACAGUGAUUACAAGAGUAACCUAAUUUUAUGUCAGUUUCACUUUUUCUUGAGGCCCCCAAACCUUCAAAAUAAAUGCUAAUCAGAGCAGAUACUGUUCCUUUGCUCAGUUUCUCACAGAGCCAUAAAUACUCCAGUUGGAACCUAAAAGACAGGGAAUGCUGGAUUUCUUUAGUUGGAUGCUGUACUUUUGCUUUGUAGAAACAAACAAAAAAAAGAAGUAAAAGAAAAUUUUAAGUACCAGUAUUACUUUUGAAAAUUAAUGUAAAAUUAAUUUUUAAGCAUUAGUUUUCAGUAACAUUAUCUAAAAGCAAGAUUAAAAACAAACAAACAAAAAAAAACUUUCUGAAAGUUUGAAAUUCCCUAACCAGCUAAAGAAUAAGUGAGUUAGUGAUCCCAAGGGAAGGCUGGGGUUUGUGGCCAGCCUUUGAGAGGCCACAGGCCCUAGAGGGGCCUUUCAUUAGUUUUACGAUCCUAGUGAGAUAUGCUCGAGGCUGCCAAACCAGCUGAAAACACCAUGCUGCUGCUGUUGGUCUGUUAGGAUCCCAGGGUGAAGUAGGGAACUCAGACAUUAAGAAACCUUACAGUGAUGCUCUAAGUAGCAUGUUGAAACUCUCAAGUAGAGCAAGUAGCUUCCGAGUGUCUCAAGCCCUUUAUGCUACUGAGUCUCCUUUCCUGCCUGAAGGUGGCUUCAGCUCCCCUGGGCUCAUGGAGGUGCCACAGCCAAUGUUAAAGCACUUUGACAAGCACUGUGUGACAGUGCUGAGUAUUGUGCCCUGGGCCCUUGCCUUGUUCCCUUCACUGUGGUGACAUUUGUUUGGAACUGUAAUAAGUUAUAAACUGCAUGAUUUAGAGAGUCAUCCUGGACCAGCUGCCCCCUCCCAACAAAAAAAAAAAAAAUCAUAUCCUCUUGAUUUAUUUUUUAUUUUAUUGCAUCUUUGUAGUAAUGUAAUUGUAUUUUUAUGCCUGCUUUUUGUUUAAAAAAAUAAAUAAAAGAAACUAAGAUGUAA